Molecule: messenger RNA, 1062 nt
Organism: Rhodofomes roseus
Lineage: Eukaryota; Fungi; Basidiomycota; Agaricomycetes; Polyporales; Fomitopsidaceae
Exons: 3
Coding region: 163-792 (209 amino acids)
Source: RefSeq, a predicted model, not a curated record
GGGACGGUCUCCUGUCUCCGAGGUGCGUCACGCAACGCGGCACUGCCACUGCUGAGCUUAUACUUCCGUGAUAUAUAAGGGGUGCACGAUGGCUGGGAUCGACAACGCCUCGUUCAUUUUCCCCACUUACGCCACCCUUCGUCCUUCAAAUCACCGUUCACGAUGUUCGCCCUCGUUAGCUUCCUCGCGCUCUUCUCUGCCUCCGUGUCGGCCAUGCCCGCUUUGAGCGUCCGCCAGAACGGUGCUUCGUGUACUGGCUUGGCAGACGGUUCUACCGACUCGCCGGCGUACAACUUUACGCUCGCGGCGUACAACACGACGUUGUCCAACACGAACAGCACCGGCGCGCCGCUCGUGCUCGGUUGGGGACCCGCCGGGACGAGCCCCGCUGCAAGCGAGUGGGCGAUCUCGACGUACGCUGCAUGGCACUCAAACGAGUGGCCGUACUUCACCCUCUCGAACGGUGCGCUCUUCCCCAUCCCGGGGCCCGACGAGAACGGCCUGGGCGCGUACGACUUCACGGUCGCCUCUGGUGCAGAGGUGGCCUUCUACGUCACCGAACACGAGUCGGAUCCGGAGCCUGCCCUCAUCUACUGCGCUUCUGCGGAUGCCGACUCCGAGUACGCGAAGCUCGCUGUGAACAACGACGCGGACAGCUUGUCGCUGUGCCAGGCGACGACCGCCGCGUGGCCGAACACAGUCCUCGUGUACGAGGCCAACUCGAACAACACGAACUAUGAUUACAGCACCUGCUACCCUGUCCAGGUUAACAUCGUCCCGUACGAGGCGUAAUUAGUUUACACACCAGUGCACUCCUUUGAAUAUUUGAUACUUGACGCAUGGACUAACGCUACGGACUUCAUGGACUGUCGUACUUUGCUUGUGUUGUUAGUUUAGUUGCUCCUAUUAUUAGUCCUAAUGCAUACAAUACCUUAUACUGUACGCGAAUCGACUAUCAUAUCAGGAUCCUUCCCACUUUUUCGCCAGUACUGGGCAGACCUGUCAGCUCAAGGUAUGCGCGUGUAGCGUGGCUAAAUGGAUCCUCUCCUCCUCAAGUACGAC